Molecule: messenger RNA, 1017 nt
Organism: Trematosphaeria pertusa
Lineage: Eukaryota; Fungi; Ascomycota; Dothideomycetes; Pleosporales; Trematosphaeriaceae
Product: ribosomal protein L17
Exons: 2
Coding region: 114-941 (275 amino acids)
Biological process (GO): translation
Cellular component (GO): mitochondrial large ribosomal subunit; ribosome
Molecular function (GO): structural constituent of ribosome
Source: RefSeq, a predicted model, not a curated record
CUUUUCCCAACGACAGCCGCCAUCCGCCCAUUGCGGUCCAACACAUGCCGCGAGGUCUUUCGGCCGUCUUCUUUUCGUCUCUUCUAUUUUAAUAGAACAGCACUCCGCCCACUAUGGCUGGUGGGCACAUGAAAUACCGCCACCUCAGCCGGUCGUCGUCGCAUCGACAAGCCCUCCUGCGCAACCUCGUCACAUCGCUGUUCAAGCACGAAUCGAUAACAACAACAUGGCACAAGGCGAAGGAGGCGCAGAGGCUGGCUGAGAAGCUGGUAACUUUGGGGAAGAAGAAUACAGAGGCAACGCGGCGGAGAGCGCAUCAGAUAUUCUACACCCCGAAUGAAUUGGUACCUAAGCUCUUUGGACCUAUACGGGAACGAUACCUCAGUCGCCCUGGCGGCUAUACCCGCAUUCUCCGCCUCGAGCCCGUCAAGGAAGACCAAGCCGAAUCCGCAAUCUUGGAGCUCGUCGACGGACCAAAGGACAUGCGCUUUGCCAUGACCGCGAAGACACUCUCGCGAUUACCGGAGAACAAGCAGCCGAACGAGAUCACAGCCAAGAACGUCAAGAAGGUGACGCAGUUCCGCAAGGCUGGCGUCGAGCAGCUACGGCACAUGGUCGCGAGGAUGAGGGGAGAGCACGAAGAAGGAUGGGACAACAGGACUCUGCUUGGCCCGAAGCGAGUCUAUCUCCUAGAAGAGAAGGUCAAGAGAGAUAUGCACUAUCCGGAAGAGGUGGACGACUGGCAAUUACCUAACUCAUACAAAGUAGAGUUGGGAGUGGAGGCGCCUGCACGAACAUACAAGUGGGAUCUCGGGAAGGUUUUGAAGCAAAAGCGGGCCGAGAAAGAGAAACAGUUGGAGGCCGAGAGAGCGCAACAGUUGGAGGCUGAGAGGAAAGAAAGGGAAGCUAGAGGCGGUGGAGCGCAAAAGCUCAUUGAAUAAGGUAGAGGUCCUCCUUGUUUGUAUUAUACCGUGUUUACGUAUCAGGCUUCUCGUACCCUUGGAAUAAUUCAUGGGC